AAUACUUCCGUUUUCAUUUUCUGAAAACGAUUUCCACUUUCAGUUCAGCAGCAGGUUUUCCAACUUGCACUGUUUGCUGUCAAGACAAAAAUGGUUUCUUGUAGUACAAUAUUUGGUGAAAACAUAAUAGAUCUGAGUGUAUCCUGAACAAGUAAAUGAAGUUUAAGGCCACUGAUGAGAUGAGUGGUGAUGGAAUUUAUCAGACUACCGGUACAAGAGAAAGUAAAAGCAUGAUUGAUUUAUUGUCAUCACCCAAGUUAAAAGGAGGAUGUAUGGUGAUUGGAUUGAUUGUCUUUUACAUAUUAUCUCAGUUUGCUGGAGCCCUGUUUAUAGUAUGCACUUCACUGUUAGGUAUUGUGUUAUUAUGUUUGCCAAAAAUAACAGGACAAUCUGGCAGUUCAAGAAGAGAAACAGACAGGGAAUCGGAAAAAGUAAUUACACGUCUGAGGAAAGAAAAUGACAAGUAUCGACAAGAAAGGGACAACACUCUGCAGCGAUUAUCUCCCAUGACUUCAUUGAAACAUGAAAAAGAAAACCUCCAAUCACAAAUAGAAAGACAAACUCGUACAACAGACAAUUUACUAGAUGAGAUAGCACAGCUAAAAAUAGGACAAAAAAUACAUCAGCGAGAAAAACUACAGUAUGCAGAAGAAUUGUAUGCAGAAAAAGACACCAGUAGAAGGAAAUGUUUGGAGAUAGAGAGAAAAUGUCAGGAGACUUUGGACAGGAAUAAUAAAGAUACAGAAAAUAUCAAAACCGCUCUAUUUCAACAAGAAUUAGAAAGUCAAAUGUAUAGAGAUCAAAGUUCAAGUCUGGCAGAAAGGUUAAGGACAGCUAUGGCGGAAGGGCAAUCAAUUGCAACUCAGUUACAAGCAGCUAGGAUAGAAGUUCAGAAAGAAAGCAGAGCAUGUGAAGAAUAUAAAAAGUCUGCAAAGAAAGCAUUUGACUCGAUGGAAAAAGAAAUAAAAAUGUUGGAAAAUAGACAUAAAGACACUGCAGAAUUAGAAAAAGUUAAGAAUGAGAAUAACUCGUUGAAGGUAGAGAACAGAAAUCUUAACCAGCGAGUCAUAGAUUUAGGCAAGGAGUCCGAGGUUCCACAGUGCAGUAUAUGUAUGGAACGAGAACGAAAUACAUAUUUAGACCCAUGUGGUCACACUCUGUGUAUGGUGUGUGCCACAGAAGUAAUGUCUCGCAACAGAAAAUGUCCAGUCUGUAGAAAACACUUAAAUAAAACAGGAGAACUUUAUUUUAGUUGAUAAAGGAGAAAAGGUAUAUUUUGAGGGCCAAAUAUAACUUUAUCGGAACCUUCUUCUGGUGUGUGUAUUAUCUUCAUAGUGAACAUAUUACCAUACCAAAAGAGUGGAUGCACAAAGUAUGAAUGUGUGAAGAUAUCAAAAGAAAGAAGCCAGCACUGUGGUAUAGUCUACUUACUGGUAUUUGGAUAACAAAAGUCCAUGUAUUUGGAUAUCAAAGUUAUUCCAAAGCAAGGUUUCAAGAUCUGACGUAUUUGAUUUAUCUUCAAGACAUGUUUGAUAUUUUGUAAAUUGUCUGUCUAAUACUAAGGGAGCUACCAUUUGAUUUUUAUGGGGGGGGGGGGGCUAGGAUGAAAUUUGAAAAAAAUAGGCAGGACAGGAGUUUUGAGUAAAAAAAAAAAGGCAGGAUGAGACACUUGCAAAAAAAAUUAUGUAAAAAAAGGCAGGAUAAACUAAAAAAAAAGCAGGACCGGAUAAAGUGAAAAAUAAAAAGGCAGGACAGAGAUAACAACUAAAAAAAAAUGCAGGACAACAUUUUUCAUCAUAAAAAUCAAAUGGUAGCUCCCUAAUCCAUUUUGAAUGAAGAACAUAACAAGCACUUUAUGUAUUUGGACAUACAAUUGUAAACAUAAUUCAAAGGAAUGUUUUUAGAUCAGACAUAUCUAAAUUAUCUUCAAGACAUGUUUGAAAAUUAUUUUAUAUUGUAUGUCCAAAUACAUGAAGUGCUUGUUAUGUUCUUCAUUCAAAAUGGAUUAGGGAGCUACCAUUUGAUUUUUAUGGGGGAGCUAGGAUGAAAAUUUUUAUAUUUUAUAUUGUCUGUCUAGAAUAUGGCUGAUCCAGUCCGAAUGAAGUACAUAGGAAGUGCUUGUAGGUUUUAUGUAUUAUGAAUAUAUACAUAAUUCCAAAGCAAGUUUUCCUGAUCAGACAUGGUGUAGAAAUGUGUGGGUUUCAUACCCGGCCAAAAUUGCAGUCGAACUCUGACCAAUUUUUAUACGACCGCAUUUUUUGGUCGUAUAUUGGUAUGACGUUGGCGUCGUCGUCUUCCGAAGACAUUUGGUUUUAGCACUAUAACUUUAGUAAAGGUAAACAGAAAUCUAUGAAAUUUAAACACAAGGUUUAUGACCAUAAAAGGAAGGUUUGGAUUGAUUUUGGGAGUUUUGGUCCCAACAGUUGAGGAAUAAAGGGCCAAAAAGGGCCUAAAUAAGCAUUUUUCUUGGCUUUUCGCACAAUUACUAUAAGUAAACGGAAAUCUAUGAAAUUUUAACAUAAUUAUGACCACAAAAGGAAGGAUGGGAUUGAUUUUGGGAGUUUUGGUCCCAACAGUUUAGGAAUUGGGGUCCAAAAGGGUCCAAAACUAAGCUUUGUUUGAUUUCAUCAAAAAAUGAAUUAUUGGGGUUCUUUGAUAUGCCAAAUCUAACCGUGUACAGUAUUUAGAUUCUUAAUUUUUGGUCCUUUUUUCAAAUUGUUUUACAUUAAGGUCCAAAGGGUCCAAAAUUAAACUUCGUUUGAUUUUAACAAAAAUUGAAUUCUUGGGGUUCUUUGAUAUGCUGAAUCUUAAAAUGUACUUAGAUUUUUGAUUAUUGGCCCAGUUUUCAAGUUGGUCCAAAUCAGGGUCCAAAAUUAAACUUUUUUUGAUUUCAACAAAAAUUGAAUAUAUGGGCUUCUUCAAUAUGCUGAAUCUAACCA
This is a messenger RNA of Mytilus trossulus (common blue mussel), 2939 nucleotides long. Its product is annotated as probable E3 ubiquitin-protein ligase bre1. The record is from RefSeq and is a predicted model, not a curated record. Lineage: Eukaryota; Metazoa; Mollusca; Bivalvia; Mytilida; Mytilidae. Gene Ontology annotation, molecular function: ubiquitin-protein transferase activity. The coding region runs from base 156 to 1256 and encodes 366 amino acids. The transcript has 8 exons. Gene Ontology annotation, biological process: protein autoubiquitination.